UCAAUUUUCACAUAACUGUCAGAACUGAAUGAGCAAAUCGAAGGCUAGUAUCGUAGAUUCUGAAGGAUGUUAAAUUAAGUGUAUCUAGCUACACUGGAAUUCCUUAAAAUGCCUACCUUUUCGACUUCAGAGACGGAGAGUUCUGGAUCGGGAAGGAUGGCAGAGCGAAUACGUCCAGAAAAGACACCUCGACAAAGAGUUCAGAAAAUAUGGCGUAAUGUCCGAUGGGCUCAGUCGUUUCCAGAAGAAACAUUGUCGAUGGAGUCAACCGAAAUAACACCAAACUUCGCCUUGAGAAAAAUUGCUCUGUUGUUUGAAACGAAAAAAUAUGAUGAAUGUGCUACCCUUAUCAGAAGAAUGAAUUCUGUGACUUUGGGAAAUAUUUUGGCUGAAGUGCCACUCGAGGUUUUGUAUGAUUCAAUGCCACACAGCUUGUCGAUUCUUGAAGCUCUGUACGUAAAACUUUUUGAUAAAAUAGAUGAAGAAUUUCCAAAAGAGCAUAUUAGGACGGAUCUUUUGGUUAAAAGGAUGGUUACAUGUUUUGCUAUUUUAGCAAAGUCUAUUGAUAAAAACUGUAACGUGUAUUAUCCAUUCUGCAGGAAUAUUCUGAGAGUGGUGUCAUCUGUGGAACCCGGAUUACGGCAACAAUUGCGACAGAAGAAAAAGGCUUUGGACAAAUGUCUUAAACAUUUGGGACAACAUGGCCUUGUUGACAGUUCUUGUGGUUCACUUAUGAAUUUACACGAUUCUCUUAAACUUGAAAUUGAAAAAGUUGAAAAUCAGUACAAAACUGCGUUGCAAAAAUUAGACGAACUAAGUUUGUCAGCAAAACAUCCGAUGUCAAGUUCUAUAACGUUUGGGAAAGCACCAACUUUGGUAAGUCAUCAAAGAUUGAUGCAACUGAGUAGAGAUGAAGUUGAAAGUCGUCUAAUCAAAAACAGAACUGUAUACAACAUCAUCGAACCUGCAAUAACAAAUCAGUAUUUAAAGAAACUCAUUCACAUAUUAGAGAAACGGAUUGAAUACGAUAAAAUAUCGAUGUUUCAUGAAAACGAACUGAGGAAAUCGUGUGAAAACCUUCCAGAGGACGCAUUUAUGUCUACGACACUUCAGCAUUUCUCUCAAGGGUACGCAGUAAUCAUUCGCCUUUUGAAGGAAGUUGCCGAGGAGGAAGAAGCACCAACAGAGGAUGAAGCGCCUUCUAGUGAUGAAGAUAUUGUUUCUCCCGUUACGCAUAUGGACAGAAUGAAAACAAUUUCAAAUUUUAAUGGGCUUUUUACUUUAAAAACAAAUGGAGGAAGUACGGGUAGAGGAUUUUUACGUACAGACAAAAAAGGUCUUCGUCCUUCAAUUAUAUCAGGACCGUUUCCGUUCAAUUCCAAGUCACUAAAUGGUACUACAAACGGAUAUUCACGACCAAUUAGACACAGUUUCUCGCAUGUAAACGGUCAUAGUUUGACAAAUGGACAUUCUCAUCACCAUGACAACAAAAUGGAGAAUCUGGAAAAAGAAGUGGAGAAUUUAAAAUUGGAACUUGAAACAAGCAGACAGGAGAUCAAAAGAUUACAAGAACAUGAACAGGAAUUAACGGAUAGAUUGGCAGAUCAAGUGCAGAGUCAAUUUACAACAAAUAAUCAACAUUUUGAGGAUUUAAAUCUGGGAGAAAAUCGACCAACUGAAUUAGUCAGACAAUACGGUAAUUUGUAUAGUGAUGCACGAAUGGACGCAAUAGAUGCUCUGGACAGUAUCGAGGAACUAGGAGAGUUAUCGUUACUGAAAGAGAAAAUCUUAUUUUCCGUUGUUGUGCUUUCAUUUCGUGACACUCAACAAAUGCUUCAUGAAAUUAAAGGAAAACUACGCCAUGUUUUAAAUCUUCCUCAUCCAGAUGCUAGUCAGAACAUUGUUGAUGACAUCACGCAGAAAAUGGAAUCACAACUCAAUCUCUACCUCCAGCAGACGUCACAUCGCUACGAUCUUACAGUUGUCACACAGGAUGUCUGCAGACAAAUCUAUGCCACACUGUUUGACUACCCAUGUCUUAAAGACUGUAUUGGAUUACAGAAAUAUAUUACUGCUAGUGUUCGUGUCGCCUGGGGAUUAACAGUUCAAAGCCCGCCAUAUGUAAUUCAGUAUGACUCUCGCAAGUUCAAUCCGGAUAUACACACUAGGUUUCACACAUCAAAUUCUACUUCCGAUGGAAUUCAGACUUUCAUAUGGCCUGGAUUAACAGAAGGAUACGGUGGGCAUUGUGUCUGCAAAGGAGUUGUGAUCACGUAACACACAAUAGCAUUUUGUUCGUUAUCUAAAGGAUGAUGCAGAAUGAUAAUACCGUGUAUUUAUCUGUCAAACCUUACUUUGGAUUAGUUUAUUUGAUAGUUAAGUGUUGGCAAGUUCAAUUUGGAAGAACUAAAAUGAAGAAGUCGUAGAUGAGGAUUAUUACCUCAACCUGAACAAUAGCAUUGUCAUAGACCAAAAGUUUGUUGGCAUUAUUUGUUUUUGCAAGACAAACAAUAAGUUAAUGUAUCUCAAUUUCCUAUUGACGCCUUACAUAUUAUUUUACCAGUGAACAAAGCAUUUCUGUGAUACUUUGUAUUUACAAUAAGCAUUUAUAUGUUUCGUCAUCAUCAUUUCUCUUAGUUUAACUAUUUCAUUCAAAUGAUUGUGCUAAGGCGGCGUAAAGCAGGCACCGAUCAAUUAAUCAAUCAUUCAAUUGAAUAGAUAUUCUGCGAAAAUAAAAUAAUUACCGAUAUCCAAUUAUAAUUUGUCACUGUGCAAAUCAGUCUUUCAUUUUUUUACUCUUUUCCUUUUUUAAAUGCUGACCAUUGUUGGAACAUCAUAUAGAAUUAUUCAUAUUCGAAUAUCUUGUGAAUCGAGUCAGCGGUUGUUUGUGUUUUCAUAACUUAGUUGAACUAGGUCAUAAGCUGUGUUUAUUCCAAAGUUUAGAGUUUGUCUUUCCAAUGGCUCUUUAUGUUUAUGUAGUUUUUAUACCUGUAUCAAGAUAUAAUUUCCUAUUCAAACGAGUUUGCCUUUAAUAUCUUUUGGUUAUUAAUAUUUUGUGGCCGUGAUCAAGGAUUUUCAUCCUGUGUGAAUUCAAUUGAACUUCGAUUUGUCAUAUACACAGUGGUGCUGUAAUAUUGCCUUCAUAAAUUCAAUUCUACAUUCUCAUUAUUCCUCAUUAUUAGAUUGAAUCCAUGAUAUAUAAAUAAAAAAACAACACUGCAACAAAAUAAAUUGUACAUUUGAUAAACACGAAGGUUGUUACUAUCUAAAGGAAAUUGACCUUCUAAUAAAUUGGGCUAUUUUUUAGUUAUA
Molecule: messenger RNA, 3312 nt
Organism: Mytilus californianus (California mussel)
Lineage: Eukaryota; Metazoa; Mollusca; Bivalvia; Mytilida; Mytilidae
Exons: 7
Coding region: 109-2277 (722 amino acids)
Biological process (GO): mitophagy by internal vacuole formation; mitochondrial protein catabolic process
Cellular component (GO): mitochondrial outer membrane
Source: RefSeq, a predicted model, not a curated record